UCAACAUAUUAAUAUAUAACAAAUUUGAAAAUAAAAUAAACAAGACAAUAUUAACAAAACCAGACAAAUCUAUUUUUUAUUUCUCAAUAUAAGAAAAUUAUUUUUCUCAUAAACAUCCUCCUCUCUCAAUAAGCAAGAUAAAGCCUUCACUAGUAAUAACAACAGCAGGACUGGGGAAAAACUCAAGUGUAUCUCUUUUUUUUUCCCCAUGUUUUUGGAAAAUAAUAACAUACAAAGCCAAGUAGUCUGUGAUUUUCAGAAAGGGAGAAAAACAGUCUAUUUUUAAAAAUUAUUUGUCUUAGUUGUAAACAGCAUGAUGACACUGAGUGUACUUCAGCUACUUUUUAAAAAGCUGUACUUUUAGCUGAGUAACAUGCCUUUAAAACAUGACCCAUGAUCCAUUAUGGACUCAAAUAAUUGUAUCUUGCAAGUGCAUCACAAUACAAUGAGUAUUUAGUUUUGUUUCCUUUGGCAGAGCAUGGUCUUUCUCACUUCCAGUGGUUUCAUAGAGUGCAGAAACAGAGGACAGUCUCCCCACCGCGCCCAGAAGGGAAUUAUGGUCUUUCCAAGUAUUCAGCCCGAUCUAGUUUUCACAAAGGGUUAAACUCCUGCCUUCCAAGAAACAUGAACAUGUCAAAGGCCCACAAGCAGAUACUGCUCUGCUGGAUGUUAUUCGAGGUAGCUUUAUCAACUACAAAUACAGAUAACCACCUGCAAUAAUUCUUUUAGUAUUAUUUAAACAGUUUGUCUGUCUCUUACAAUGUCAUCCAUUUUAACUGCUCUUUAGUUCUUGUAUCAGGAAUAUGCACAGCUUUAAAAAUUACAUAAUGAGAAUUAAACACAUAAAUACAAACAUAUCACUGAAGAUGUUUUCCUAAAGUGAUACCAGUUUUGUUUGCAUAGCUAUUAUAGUUGAGCGCCUAUUUUUCAAGAUUUGCAACUUGCAAAACAGGCUGAAAAGCACAGGCUGUGUUUACGUGCUUGCUCUGUCUUGUGUUUCUUAUGCAGAAAUCCAAAUUCACAAGCUGUGCUAAUGUUGAAAACAUUAGUGCAGUUGAGUAUGUGUGUUCAUAAAAGAACAGCAGAGACUUCUAUGCAAAUAGGGUAUUAUGAUUACUUAAAGUCCAAUGUAAAGAAUUAAAUAGGAAUGGUGAUUGGUACCAUUAAUGUUGUCUCAGAUUGGACAGAAAGAUCUGACUUUCAUCUCUGUGUAAUUAUCUUUGCUGGAGUUUGACCAUGCCACCAAGGAGACAGUCUCUUGUUCUUGGAAAAGGAAAAAAAAAAGAGAGAAAGAAAAUUAAGUGAAUACAGAAGAUGUACAAAUGGUAGCACUGGAUAUUGCACUAUGAAACAAGUGCAAAUUGAGCUUGUACUCUCCAAGACUAGCAAUAAUUACACAUUCAGUAGGUUGGCAGAAUUUAAACAUCAGACAAGUAAUUAUUGAGAGGGCAACUGCUAUUAUUUGAUUUGCCCAAGUUUAUUCCCUCAGUGUUCAACAGAAGGCCAUUGAGUGAAGACAGUGUAACUCCGCGGUGUCCCUGGAACCCCCCAGGUGUGGUGCGUGAGCUCCCCUGAGCACAUGCAGAACACUGUUCAGGGUUCCAAGUCUGGUGUUUCCCAUGCACCCAGGGAGGGGCCAACGCACGUUUAUGGCGGGGAAAUGACUUCAUGAGCUGUGCUGAUUCAGACCUGACUCACAGUGAUGCCCUGUGGCGGCAUUAGCUGUCCACGUGCUGGGGAUGCUUUGUUUGCACUGAAAAACGGUCACUCUCAUGGAGGCCUAGCACUGUCCACUUGUUAACACACCGUCAGUUCUGCUCCUCCACCAGGAGCUGAGGACACCCCCACCCCGUGGAGCUGCAGCAGGUAGGAGCGCACCGUUCUGACGCGAGGGGCUACACGCUGUAUGAACAGGUCAGGACCGCAGCUGCCUAGGCUCCUGCCGAGGCUCAGCGGAGCGGUUAAAAGCGGUUAAACCGCCGCUGCCGCCCGCACAGGAAGCACGAGAGGGCAGAAAGGGCAAAAGGCCGGCCGGGCAGCGGUCCGCGAGGCCGCCUCUAACGGCCGGGCGGGCCCAACGGCCGCGGCUCCCCCCAUCGCUCCGCCCGUCGCGACUGUGACGACAACACCGCGCGCCGGGCUGCGGGAGUUGGCGCGAAGGCGGCGGGGGGCGGAUGGGCGGCAUGGAGCGGGAGCCGGAGCCGUCUCGCUAGCGAGAUAAACCGCCGCGGGCAGCAUGGACAUCCGGAAAUUCUUUGGUGUUGUGCCUCCUGGAAAGCGACAAGAAUGUGAGACCUUGAAAAAGCGUGAAAAAAUUAAAAAUGGUGAAGAACCCUCAAGUGGGAAGAAAAAAGGAAAGGAGGCUAAGGUGAAUAAUUCACCCAGUGAAGAUGAUUCCAAACAAAAGCGGACAAACAAGAAAAGGAGAAUAAUAUAUGAUUCAGAUUCAGAAGAGGAGGUGCAGUCAGCAAAAAAGUCCAAGAAGCCAUCUGAGAAAAAAGCAGUUACUUCAAAGCUUGGUAAAGUUCUGAAGCGGGAUCCUGUUGUUUAUAUUUCAGAAACAGAUGAAGAAGAUGACUUUGUCAAUAAAAGAAUUUCCCUGAAACCGAAGGAGAAUGGGACAUCAGCGACCAGUUGUCCAGGAACAGCAACAGUGAAAAAGGAGGAUGUAAAACCUCAAGCUAAAAACAAGCCAUUAACUCCAGUGAAACAGACUCCCACCUCAGCACUUGAUUACUUUGGGACAAGUAGCGUCCAACGAUCGGAAAAGAAACUGGUAGCAAGUAAAAGGAAAGAACUUUCACAAAGCAGAGACAGCACCGCAGAUGAUGAGGCCAUUGCUAGGCAACUGCAGCUUGAAGAAGAUUCAGAGCUGGAGAGGCAGCUGCAUGAAGAUGAAGAAUUUGCUAAAACUUUGGCCAUGUUGGAUGAAACACCGCAGAAGAAAAAGGCUCGGAAAGAUUCAGGAGGAGAGCAAUCAGUGUCGAGCAUCAAGAGCAGUCCUAAAGUGGCAGAAGGAUAUAAGCAGUCGGAAAGAGUGAAAACAACAAACUUAGCGGACGAAGCAAUGAAUUACACUGCAAAGCAGCAAACGGAAUCUGAUCAUUUAAAAGGGUCUCGAUUAUCCCCACAGUCAUCUGGUGGUAAAAUAGUAAGAGAGUUGACAGAUAAGACCUUACCUUUGAAACCUAGCUCUAAGCUUGUGUCUCUGAAACAAAAAGAAGAGAUUGCUGAAAAGGAAAGAGCUGCUCAUACUUCAGUAUCAAGAGAAAAAACUGCUUCAGGGAAACAACAGAAGACAACACCAAAGAAGGAGAAAAUUUCUCCCAAGAAGGCUGAGUCUGUAAGUCCUGAGGACUCUGAGAAGAAGCGAAACAAUUAUCAAGCCUACCGAAGCUUUCUUAAUCGCGAGGGUCCAAAAGCACUGGGUUCCAAAGAGAUACCUCAGGGAGCUGAAAAUUGCUUGGAAGGCCUGACAUUCGUAAUUACUGGUGUUCUGGAGUGUAUUGAAAGAGAUGAGGCCAAGUCCCUGAUUGAACGUUACGGAGGAAAAGUAACUGGCAAUGUCAGCAAGAAGACAAACUAUCUGGUUAUGGGGCGAGACUGUGGCCAGUCCAAGUGUGAGAAGGCAUCGACUUUAGGGACGAAAGUUAUUGAUGAGGAUGGCCUGUUUGAUCUUAUUCGAACUAUGCCAGGCAAAAAGUCCAAGUAUGAGCUGGCAGCUGAAACAGAGGGAAAGAAAGCAGAGUCGAGACCUAAAAGGACACCACAGAAAGCUGAAGCUGGAAAAAGGAAUUUGAGCCCCUUCAAAAGCGAAGCUGAUAAUAAAAAACAUAAGUCUACUCCUGAAAAAAGAGAUGCUGUCAAACCUGUUAAGAAGGAAGCUGUUCGAAAACUUAUGGACUUUAAACGGCAAACUGUAGAGAAGAAAGAAGCCCCAGAACCUCAGGGGAACUUGGUUUCUGAGAUUAAGGAAGAUGGAACAGAGAAAUUGUUAUGGGUAGAUAAAUACAAGCCUGUAACUCUCAAGGCAAUAAUUGGACAGCAGGGUGAGCAAAGCUGUGCCAAUAAACUGCUCCGGUGGCUCCGAAACUGGCACAGGAAUGCCUUGGGAGAUGGACAAGCAAAGACCAACAAAACUGGAGGCAAAGAUGAUGGUACUGGUUUUAAAGCAGCGCUACUUUCUGGUCCACCUGGAGUUGGUAAAACUACUACAGCUUCUUUGGUUUGUAAGGAGCUGGGCUAUAGCUAUGUGGAGCUGAAUGCCAGUGACACUCGCAGUAAGAACAGUCUCAAGGAAGUAGUUGCUGAAUCACUUGACAACACCAGCAUCAAAGACUUCUGUUCUGGCACAUCCUCAUCAGUUAGCGGGAAACAUGUGUUGAUCAUGGAUGAAGUGGAUGGUAUGGCAGGCAAUGAAGACAGAGGAGGGAUUCAGGAGUUGAUUGGUUUGAUUAAACACACAAAAAUACCCAUCAUCUGUAUGUGUAAUGAUCGCAACCAUCCUAAAAUGCGUUCCUUGGUCCACUACUGUUUGGAUCUUCGUUUUCAGAGACCUCGUCUAGAACAGAUUAAGGGUGCUAUGAUGUCUAUUGCAUUUAAAGAAGGUUUAAAAAUUCCACCACCUGCUAUGCAAGAGAUAAUCCUGGCAGCAAAUCAGGACAUCAGACAGGUUUUACAUAAUCUUAAUAUGUGGUGUGCAAAAGAUAAAUCGUUGACUUACGAUGAGGCUAAAACGGAUGCCAGCAAAGCCAAAAAAGAUAUCAAACUGGGCCCUUUUGAUGUUGUCCGGAAGGUUUUUGCUGCUGGAGAGGAGGCUUCUCGUAUGUCUCUUAUAGACAAAUCGGAUCUUUUCUUCCAUGAUUAUUCCCUUGCACCUCUCUUUGUCCAAGAGAACUAUGUACAUGUGAAACCAGCUGCUGCUGGAGGAGAUCUGAAAAAGCACUUGGUGCUCUUGAGUAGAGCAGCUGAUAGCAUAUGUGAUGGUGAUAUAGUGGACAAACAGAUUCGUAGUAAGCAAAACUGGAAUCUUCUUCCGACACAGGCUAUUUAUGCAAGUGUUCUCCCUGGGGAGCUGAUGAGAGGAUACAUGUCCCAGUUUCCUGUCUUUCCCAGCUGGCUGGGGAAAUUUUCAUCCACAGGCAAACAUGAUCGUAUCAUUCAAGAACUGGCAAUGCACAUGAGUCUCAGAACCCAGACGUGCAAGCGGACAGUGAAUAUGGAGUAUUUGUCGUAUUUGCGGGAUGCGCUUGUCCAGCCCUUGAAAGACUUUGGAGCAGAUGGAGUACAGGAAGCUAUAAAGUUCAUGGACUCCUACUGCCUGAUGAAAGAAGAUAUUGAAAAUAUCAUGGAAAUAAGCACAUGGGGGGGCAAACCCAGUCCUUUUUCAAUGUUGGAUCCUAAGGUCAAAGCGGCUUUUACACGUGCCUACAACAAGGAGGCACAUCUGACUCCAUAUUCACUUACUUCUGUCAAGACAUCUAAAAGGCAGUCGGGAUCUGUGGUGACCUUAGAACUGAAUGAAGACUUGAAUGUGGAAGAGAUACAAUCUGAAGAGGAUGAGCAAGAUACUGUUGAAAGUGAUGCAAUGAUUAAGCAAAAAAAGGCGAAGUCUUCCAAGCUGCCAAAAAGAGAGAAAAAUGAAGAAACGACAAAAAAAGAAGGGAAAAGGAAAGAGAAAACAAGACAUUAAACAGAAUAAAAUCUUCCUCUGCUUAUCUAAUCUAAAGGCAGCUUUGCUUAUCUAUUUUGUCAGAAACAUGAAGCAGAUCAGUGAUGGAGCUGGGAAAGAAGAACCAGUGCAUAGAAAAUGCUCCUCUUAUAGAGGUGAUGUAGCUACUGUACUCUCACUAUGCAGUGCUGUACUGAAUGUGUCACAAAAUUACAAGCUCUAUAUACCUUGUACAACACAGACCAGGGUGCAGGAACACGGUGAAAAUGGGAUGCUUAGUUACCUGGCAUUGAUGUGAUGUCUUCCUAGGAUGUCACUUUUUUUUUAGCAAAUCCCCUGAUAUGAUGUGGUGAACUCUUGUAAAUAGUACAUGAUGCAAAAAAUCCCCCAAGACCUAAAUUGCAUAUUUGUACAUUAUAGAAAUUAAGCAGUGUAUAAAAUGAAAAUAAAAUGUUUCACAGGAGUCUUUUAAAAUUUGGCUAAGUUCAUAGAGUGUUCUGUCUCUCCCUCUCUUUUGUUCCAAGGUUCUAGCUUUCCUGCCUGUUCAGGAUGUGGUUAUAUUCUUUUCCUACAACUUUGCUUUUGUCCUGUUAAAGACACAGAAAAGCAGGGAGAUAUUUAGUUCUAAAACCUGAGGAGCCUGUGCUUAUGAGUUGUGUCUUUAAUCAAAACCAGAAAGGAAUACUUAGAGUAAGAAAUGUUUAACAGAAAAUAGUCAUAAAAGUUCAAAACUGGUGUUGAAAAAGAGAAUGUUUGGGGUUUUGGUUUUGCUCCCCCCCCCUCCCCCACCACUCAAAUAACCCAGAACACCCCUGGGUUUGUCUUUGGAGAUAAAAUGCAAAUUUUGCUUGGUGAGAAGAAUUAUCAAUUGGUUUUAUUACUAUAAUAAAUCAAAGUACAAAAUUUAUCAAAAGCUAAAUAUUUACAGGCUAUCACAAAAGAGAAGCCACAUGGUAGUUGUUAUUAAAUCCUAGUGGGGAGAUAGGUAUAAUGUAGUGAUGAGGCUUGCUUUGCUGCUUGCCAGCCAACACAUGCAGUUCUGAAAAUAAACAAGCCAUUAGUCAUAUCCCAAGAUACAAAGACUGUGAUAGCAAACUACAAGGUUUUCUCAGACCAGAAAAAAGUAACUGACAAAAAUAAGGUUAUUAUGAGAUAUAUGAAGUACAACAUCCCUUGUGCGUUACUUUGACCUAUAUCUAAGUUUUCACAUAAAGUGUUUCCACUAGUAACUGCCUUCAAAUGUCAACAGUAUGAAGGAGCUUUGUUAACUCAUUUUCAGUUACCAUUCCUUUCACAAAACUGAAGUCUUGGAUUUAAGGGUAUGGUGCAAAUGGAGCACUGGUCUUGUUUGAAAUAGUAUUUCAAGCCAAUACUAUGUUGCUGUUACCCUGUGAUAUAUUCUUACAUUCUGCUAAGCAUAGAUGCUAUGAUCAUGUAAUCUACAUUUCAGAUCUGCUCCUUCCUGUUAUCAUCUCUCUUCCUACACUGAAACACUUGUUGCUGGAUCUGUAAAAGGAUUUGAUGAUGCUGAUAUAUUCAAACUGUUUUCUGUGCAACUGAAGCACACCUGGUGUUCAAGGACAUGUUCCAAAUGAUAACAUGACCAUAGAGGUAAACUGGUUUGAAGCCUCCCAACUGGAACGAUUUAACAACCCAGUUAGGGACAGCAGUGAAAGCUACUGGUGUUUGCGUGCCUGGGGGGAUGGAGCUGAGUGUCAGUUCACUGAGGCACAGGCCCAGGCUCUGAGAGUCUUGAACACUCUGUCUGCCUUGCUGGGAAAAACUCCCCAUGUUCUCCAGAAUGAGAAGUGAAAAGUACAGGCUCCAGCACAUACCUGAAUUUAUUAGUCCCCAUCUUCUGGUUUGAGGUACUGUGUGCAAUCAUUGAUUUUCUUUAGAUCAAUAAUGUUAAUCCUUUUGGAACACAUUGGACAUACAUUUUCAGUCUGUAACAUGCUGUUAUAAAAGAAGGGUGACUGGUCAAAUGAUAAUUCCAACAUUUUCAAAGGAACAGCUUGGCCUGAGGUAGAAAGCACAGAGCAAUGUUCUGACCUAUGCUACGUAACAAAUACGGGCCAGAGCAGCACCUGCUUCUGUCCAGGCAGUGCAUAGGCUGGUUUGUUCGUUUUUACCAUUUGACAACUAACAGCACAGCCGGAAGGCCGCUGGUGGAGCUGAGUUUGUUCUUUAUCGUAGAUUAUGGUCCACCCUGGAGCGAUUUUCUGUAUGUUAGAUAAAAUUACCAAGGAAGGGGAUUCCUCUUCCACCCUACCCCAGGCUGUUACGUAUUUUUAGUACCAAAUGAAACAGUUUGCUGCUAAAAUAAGAACAAACAUUGGAAUCCUGCAAGGGAAAACAAAUCUCAACUUACUUCUUGAAUUCUGAAUAGAGGGCGGGAAAGUCACAGUGCGGGCAGACUGUCCAGUCAUCUCGUACCAUGUGCCGACCCUGCACGCAAAAGCCACAAGUAAUGAAAUGGCACGUGCUCUCAGUACACUGGGCAUUUAGUUUUAUAGCUUCUAUUGUGAAAAAGUCUCGGUAACCGAGUUCUAAAAGUCUUGAGGAAUUAAAAAACCAAUACCAUAAUAGCAUUACAUUUGUUUGAUUACUGUGUAAAUCCUGUAACUACAAAAGGAGUCUUGGUGAGAUGCAGUAUUUAUCACUUGUGUUCUUAAAAAAAAAAAUCUAAGAUGUAUUGAAUUACAAUUUUAAAAAUUAUUUUAGUGUGGCAACUCCAUAAUGUUUUGUGUUGAUCUAUGUCUAGAGGUGAGUGUAAGCCCAGUGGGGUUUUUGAUGUUGCAUAUGACAUUAAAAAACCACCCCAAAGCCAAAUGACCCUAGCCCAGUAGGUGGCAUUCAACACUGUCACAUUUGUGAGCAUAGUGACUGCCUUACACGCACCUCUCUGAACAGGAAUUAUUUCCUUUACUAAUUUGGUUUUGAUACAAAGAAUUGGUAUGUACCUUAUCACUACUACAAAACACAGCAGCACCUUCAACUAUAUUUAGCCAUCUAUGUUCUAAUAAGAUGUGCAACAGUAGACUGUUUUGACACUCUCAUAUUUGAGAAUGCUGCAUUCCUAAUGAAGUUACAAAUACUUGUGAGUCUAAAUAAAUAAUGUGAAAUAUCUAUGAAUAUGUACAUUAUGUUUGGCCCAUAAAACUAUAUUUAAAGGCCUUGGGGUUUUUUGUUAAGGUACUUCUAAAAUAGACCAGUCAUCUUCUGCUAAACCAAUAGAGUAAAAAACCAGAUAACUGCUAUUAAUAUUUUUUGUAAGAUGUAACUAUUAUUUAGUUUUAAUAAAGAAUGCUAACUCCAA
Messenger RNA from Columba livia (rock pigeon), 8990 nucleotides. It is a transcript of the gene RFC1, whose product is annotated as replication factor C subunit 1. The transcript has 25 exons. The coding region runs from base 2237 to 5692 and encodes 1151 amino acids. Gene Ontology annotation, biological process: DNA repair; DNA replication. The record is from RefSeq and is a predicted model, not a curated record. Gene Ontology annotation, molecular function: DNA clamp loader activity; ATP binding; DNA binding. Gene Ontology annotation, cellular component: nucleus; DNA replication factor C complex. Lineage: Eukaryota; Metazoa; Chordata; Aves; Columbiformes; Columbidae.